UCCAUCCAUUCUUCUCACCUUCAUUUACAAAACAAAAAAAAUGGCUCUCUCUUUGCUUUCCAGCCCCUUCUUUCUUCCAUUCAUGGCUUCCCUGCUCAUGUUUUCAGCUCUGGCUCAUGAUUUCUCCAUAGUUGGUUACUCACCAGAGCAUUUGAGUUCCAGGGAAAGCCUCCUCGAGCUCUUCGAAUCAUGGCUAUCGAAGCACGGAAAAAUUUACGAGUCCAUCGAAGAGAAGCUGCUGAGGUUUGAGGUUUUCAAGGAUAAUCUAAUGCACAUUGACAGGAGGAAUAAGGAAAUCAGUAGCUACUGGCUCGGGUUGAAUGAGUUUGCUGACUUGAGCCAUGAAGAGUUCAAGAGCAAGUAUUUGGGACUCAAAUCACAGGUUUUUAGAAAGAAACAAUCACCUACAGACUUCACUUACAGAGAUGUCGUUGAUUUGCCCAAGUCUGUUGAUUGGAGAAAGAAAGGUGCUGUCACCCCUGUCAAGAAUCAAGGUUCUUGCGGUAGCUGUUGGGCUUUUUCAACUGUGGCAGCCGUUGAGGGCAUCAACAAAAUAGUGACUGGGAACUUGACAUCUUUGUCGGAACAAGAACUAAUCGAUUGCGACACAUCUUUUAACAGUGGCUGCAAUGGAGGUCUUAUGGAUUAUGCAUUCGAGUUCAUCGUUGCCAAUGGCGGACUUCGCAAAGAGGAAGACUACCCUUACCUCAUGGAGGAAGGCACCUGUGAAGAAAAGAAGGAGGAAAUGGAUUUGGUGACAAUUAGUGGUUACCACGACGUUCCCAAAAACGAUGAGCAAAGUCUUCUAAAAGCGCUAGCUCACCAACCACUCAGCGUAGCCAUCGAAGCUUCCGGCAGAGAUUUCCAAUUCUACAGUGGGGGUGUGUUCAACGGUCUGUGUGGAACCGAGCUCGACCAUGGGGUUGCAGUAGUCGGCUACGGAACAUCGAAGGGGGUAGAUUACAUAAUCGUGAAGAACUCAUGGGGUCCGAGAUGGGGAGAAAAGGGGUACGUAAGGAUGAAGAUGAAAACUGGAAAACCUGAAGGGCUUUGCGGUAUUAACAAAAUGGCAUCAUAUCCUACCAAGAAGUGAAGGUAUGAGUUCUGGUGUUAAAGAACUCUUUUUAAGCAUUUUCUUCGUAUAUUUGUUGGCCUGCUU
Messenger RNA from Hibiscus syriacus, 1159 nucleotides. Its product is annotated as cysteine protease XCP1-like. Bases 41 to 1093 code for a protein of 350 amino acids. The transcript has 4 exons. The record is from RefSeq and is a predicted model, not a curated record. Gene Ontology annotation, molecular function: cysteine-type endopeptidase activity. Gene Ontology annotation, cellular component: lysosome. NCBI's taxonomy places the organism in Eukaryota, Viridiplantae, Streptophyta, Magnoliopsida, Malvales, Malvaceae.